Molecule: messenger RNA, 1326 nt
Organism: Penicillium daleae
Lineage: Eukaryota; Fungi; Ascomycota; Eurotiomycetes; Eurotiales; Aspergillaceae
Exons: 1
Coding region: 1-1326 (441 amino acids)
Source: RefSeq, a predicted model, not a curated record
AUGUCUUCGCUCCCCAGUUCGCCUAAGAGGCCUGAUGGUGCCUCUUUGACCUGGAUCUUUGACCAAGUUCUCCGCGAACCCAUUGCUUAUGAAAUUCCCCUUCGCGACAUGUACGCCCUCAAUUGCAACCCGACCAAGACUUUCCUGCCUGGCAGCAACUCGCCAGAGACCGCUUUCAGCCCGCGGACUUCGACCUCAACCCAGGCCUCGAAUGGUUCACAGGACAGUUGCGUGGAUGCUGCUGCCGACUUCCGCUCUCAAUUGAUCAACCAGAUUUCUCGGAUACCCUCUCAGCCUUGCUCGCUUCCACCGAGCUUCUUGAGCUCGUUCCUCCGCCGUUGCUUCCCCAAGGAACUGGAGCAAGUGGACUUUCCCCAGAGCUUGGCUGCUUUGGACUACGCCAGGGAUUUGCAGAACCGCUGGAAGAAGGAAAUGACUCUGGCCUUGCAGCGAUUGAACAUUGGACGCGAAGAAGCCGAGAAUAUCCACUCUUCAGACCUUGCCAUCAAGUAUCCCGGGGUCGUAACCUGGCUCGACUCGAUUAACGUCAAGUCUCUGACACUUGAGGCACUGUACACCCAAAUCUACAUUGGCCUGCGGCGCUGGAUGAUUAUCAAUGAGGUCCUUCUUGAGCCGCACAAUAAGCAUAACCACAUCGCCAUGCUCAACACUCUCUAUCCGCCCGUCUCGCCCGGGUCCACAACUCCGACUCCCCAGUUGACCUACCAAAUCCUCAAGAUGCACCGCGACGCUUUCUUCAGAACUAUCAACAAGGUCAGCACUCGAGGCACAGGCCCCGUGUAUCAGAUGAUCCACCAAGGAGAAAGCGAACAGGGCGAAGGUUCGUGGCCUGUGUUCCACAAAACCCUGGAAAAGUAUCUUGACCUGGUCAAUGAGGUCAUUGACGAGUGUACGUUGAUCAAUGAGCCCUCUCACUUUGAUGAUCCAGGCAGCUCCUACCGCAGCAAGGCCCGCAAAGUCGAUUCCGGCUGUAGCUUUGGAACCACUGGCAGUACUGGAAGUGAUGUGAGCAUCGCUGAGGGUGUUGUCGACAAGCCCCUCCCACAGUUCCCUAUCCCUACGGACGAGGAGCUUACUCCGAGCAGAGGGUCGGUGUUGCAGCGCUUCACUCGCGAUGUAUGGUACAAGAGCCCUGCGCAGAAGCUUCGUAACCUCCGGAAGAUGAAGUCCGCUGCCAUUCUUCCUCGGCCUGAGAGCCAACAGAGCUCCACCUCCACCUCCACUUUCUCCAUCUUCGAAGUCUCUGAGGAGAAGCGCGAGCGCUUGAUCCGCGAUGCCUACAGCCGCAAGAACUCCCAGUCUUAG